Chiloscyllium plagiosum (whitespotted bambooshark) is the source of this 12746-nucleotide messenger RNA. It is a transcript of the gene map2k6, whose product is annotated as mitogen-activated protein kinase kinase 6. Lineage: Eukaryota; Metazoa; Chordata; Chondrichthyes; Orectolobiformes; Hemiscylliidae. Gene Ontology annotation, biological process: protein phosphorylation; MAPK cascade. Gene Ontology annotation, molecular function: MAP kinase kinase activity; ATP binding. The record is from RefSeq and is a predicted model, not a curated record.
UGGAUUGUGUUUGGCAUCUCCUGCAUUCCCAGGCAACAACACUAUAUUGAAAUGUUAACUGGUGCAUUUUUUUUUAUUAAAGAACAUUUUGCAAAGUAACGUGCAACAGCUCCAAGUAUAUUGCAUGAAAGAUUCUUCCCGGGUUUGAAAUAAAGUUCCUUCAAAAUGUAGACUACAAUUCCCACAAUGCUUUCUUCUCCAGCAGGAAGAACGUGAUGACACGCUGAGAAGUUUGGAGCUGGUGAACUCAGCUCCGGCCGAUCAUGUAGCUGCAGCUCCGUAAUUACCGAACAGCUUUUUGCAUUUGCAAAUCUUCCGCUGCUUGCAGCUUGCUUCCGAGUUAUGCAAACGGCCAUUCCCUCUGCAUAGCUCGCAGCUGCAAAAAAAUCGCUCAGGAUUCCCAGGUGGAUGAAAAUUGGGAAGCAGCAAGCUUUUGCAUCUUUGUUGCAAAGCUGAAAAGGCAAAGUCUUUUGUGAUCCCCUCCCCCUCCCCUCCCAGCAGGGGGAAAAAAAAGAAAAAAAUGUCGCUGUCAAAAGGAGGAUAUCCUAAUCCAUGACACAGCCAACUAGACAAUGCCGGAGUGUAGUAGUGUUGUUCAGGUAAGAAAAAGAGCAGGGGACUGAAGUUAUCGAAGGAAGUUUUUGAGCAACCACAGGCCAGCCCCACUCCACCGAGAGACCUGGAUUCAAAGGCCUGUAUUGCUAUAGGUGAGAAGAAUUUCGAAGUGAAAGCCGAUGACCUGGAGCCGUUAUCGGAGUUGGGCCGCGGUGCGUACGGGGUCGUCGAGAAGAUGCGGCACACACCCAGUGGUACACUAAUGGCUGUCAAGAGGAUCCGUGCCACCGUGAAUAGUCAAGAGCAGAAGCGGUUGCUGAUGGACCUUGAUAUUUCCAUGCGCACAGUAGACUGUCCCUUCACUGUUACCUUCUAUGGAGCACUUUUUCGUGAGGGAGAUGUGUGGAUUUGCAUGGAGCUAAUGGACACUUCGCUGGACAAGUUCUAUAAACAAGUGAUUGACAAAGGAAUGACUAUCCCGGAAGAUAUCUUAGGAAAAAUCGCAGUUUCUAUUGUGAAGGCUUUGGAACAUCUUCACAGCAAGCUGUCUGUGAUUCACAGGGAUGUGAAGCCGUCCAAUGUCCUGAUUAACGUCCAAGGCCAGGUUAAGAUGUGUGAUUUUGGCAUUAGUGGCUACCUCGUAGAUUCAGUAGCUAAAACCAUGGAUGCGGGUUGCAAGCCAUACAUGGCCCCAGAGCGAAUUAACCCGGAGGUGAAUCAGAAGGGCUACAGUGUCAAGUCUGACAUCUGGAGUCUGGGAAUCACCAUGCUUAAAGAAAAAUUCCAAAGACAGACCAACCUAUGCAGAACUUAUGCAACAUCCCUUCUUCACACUGCACGAAUCCAAAGACACGGAUGUGGCAUCGUUCGUGAAGCUUAUUUUGGGAGAUUGAAAGAUUCCCGUACAAUACAACGGCUUCUGCCAUUGGUCCAUCUACACGUUCUGCUUUGGGAUGAAGUCACAGGAUAUUUUCUGUCAGUGUUGAUCUUGGAAAAUAUAUCAAGAGUUUUCAGAGUAACUCUGGCCAUUGGCAAGAACGGGGUGGGGGGAAAUCUUUAGUAAACUUGUGCAGCUGAAAAGAGAGAGCCCAGUAUCUGCUCCUCUAGAUGUCUGAGUGGUACUGUGGAGUCCUUUGAAAAACCUUUGUCAAUAAUUUUCGACUGACUUGCAAAAACCAAUAAUUGGGAGUAGGUUCUUUUUUUUAAUAAUUUGUUUUUUUUAAUUUAAGUGAAUAGUGGGUUAUGUUCUCAUAAUUAAUUAUCUGCAAAGCCUUCACUGUGUGACUGUGAUGAAGACUUGCAUUGCCUCAGACUUUGGUCUCUUAAAGGCCACGUUAGCUUCUGAAGUUGUAGAAUUUUGAUGCAAGGCUGCAUUUUGUGUGCAAGUGUGUGUGCGUGUAUUUUUAAAUAGGUGCACUGAAAAUUGCGUGAUUGCAGGCAAACCAAUGGGUGUGAAGGCAACCAGUUUAAAUGGGAGGUGCUAUGGUGGAGCCAGCUUUUGGCUUAACACGUCUACCCCUUCCUUUGCCUACGUAUGGUGUGACUUUUGUUUGUGUAUAAAUAAUGUGAUGUGUAAAUAUAUGCUCACUUCCAUAAGAGUAACUCUGGACACACAGAGGUAAUGAUCCACCCCCAUGAAUUGUACUCCGGACCGACUAGUUCCAUGCAGUCAACAUCUAUCUGAAUCUUUUUUGUAUUUUCACCAACAGUGCUAAAUCCUGCACUAACAAAAAGUGAUAUCCCUAUAAAAUGUAAUUUAUUUUUAAAAGAAAAGUUCAGAUGUUAGUUUAUUCAGCCUAAUAUUGUAUAGUGUGCACAUCCAACUAAUUUUUGCGAGUAGUAUUUUAUUAAGUGGUUAGGAUGAAGAUUGUAUUUUUACAUAAAACUUGUACAGGUCACCUAAAGGCUGAAGUAGAUUUUAAUAAACCCAUAAUUUAGUUAUUUUGAAAAUCAAGAUAUUUUUGAAUUGCUUUUGCUUUUAAAGAGAAAGGGUGAGAAACUGAAUGUUGUGAAUUUCUGGCCCAUAUAGUACAAACCUUACAGGAAAGAUUAGUUCCUUAAAACUCAGCUGCCCUUCCUUUUACUGGUUAUAAUGGUGUCAAUGUCUUUUCAGCUGUCUUGGACUGUGUAGGAAAGAAAUAUUUUCGUCAGCAACUACUCAAUUAAUUCCUGACGUCCGCUAACUUGGGUAUUGCCAUCCGUGCCAAUAGUAGCCAAUCCUUUGUGAUAAGAGAGUGAUCUGUUCUUCCCAAUGAAUGGAAUGACAUGCAGAACACAUUCAAUAGGGAAAUUCCAAGUCUGAAUGUUUGUUUCAAGAAACUGUGAUCCUGAGGUGUCUCCUUAUUGGAAAAUUAAAUAUUCUAAUAUUACAGCUUCUAAACUCCUCUCCUAAGAUUAUGUUCCUUGUCACUAAUUUUUCUUCCAUCCUCACUUGAUCAAUUCAACUGGGGUUCCACAGCCACUGUUACUCUCACCAGUCAAACAGCUGUAUUUACUGUCUCGGUUGUCCACAGAUUACUGUCUUCCACUCUUUAGUAAGUUAGGAAUACUUCUCGUCCGCUGAGGUGGAGUGCAUCACUUUUGUGAGGUGCUAUCAAAGAUCAUUUUUCUAACUUUUGGUUUUUCAUACGAGAAUGGGGUGCAUUUUAGCAGUGGUGUUAUCCCAACACUAAUAGGUAUUGAUCAUGAAUCCUGUAUUGAAAUCUUGUUAUUGACGCUAAGGAGAACUGUUGCAGUCUCACUUGACACUGGGAAGCACAGAAUUAGCUGUGUGACAUAUAGAUGGCAUCUCAAUGAUUUUGCAUUUGGAAUCAAAGUCCAUUGUUGGAGCAGUUCUGGGUGCCAUUUCUGUUCCACUGUUUCCUGAUGCAGGAGCUGGAAGGAAAUAUUGUUCUGAACCGUGUUAACAGUCCCUCAGAACUGCUGUUGUGUCAGUUUUAUAGAUUAUUUUAGUGCCCAAGAAAUAUGAGCAUUUAUCUCUUGCAUUGAUUCUGUUCAUCAAAAGCUGUUUAAGUUUGAAAAUGGCAAUAUGCACCAGUGCUUGAAUGUUUUGGAUAGAGCAGCUUGAAAUUCCAAAAUCCCCAAUUGUUUGCUACUGUUCUCAGAACAGUUUGGAGACAUGUUAACCUCAGAAGAUAUUCUUGUCUUGGGGAAUCCUUAAAAGCCCUCUGAAGGUGCUGCAUCUCCUUUUAUUUUGAAAGGCAGUGGGAGAAAUAUAACUUUUUUUUUGAAGAGGUAGCUUCACUUUUCAAUAGUUUCCCUUUGGUAUUUUGCCCCACUUUGACUAACUGAAGUAAAAUCCUCAACUACCUUGUGGUGUGGAAUUAAAGUGAUGCACUUCAGUCCUGGUGCCUUUGAAGGGUUGGUUAACCAUUUCAUUAUUUCUUAUACUUCAGCCUUUGUGUACGUCAUACUAAUGUGACAUUUUGUUUUAAUUAGAGUGACAAAGGAACAGGGCUAAAAUUUUGCUCGGUGCUGGCAAUUUUAAACCAAGUGUGUUAACUUACAUCAACAGCAAGAGUCUAAGUGGCAUUUUACAUUUGCCUAAAUUUGCUAGAGAGGAAUAGUAAGAGUUAAUAUUUAAAUAGGGCUCUGUAUUCUUUGCAGAAAACUGAACGCUCAUACAGCUGAAUCAGGUUAGCUCUUCACCUCAGGUCUAAUCUCAUUUAUAUGUCUUCAGUCAAAACAAGGACAUCUAUUGCUCCUGGCUGAAUUCAAAGAGAGAGAAAAACUCUGCAUUCCACUCAGAUUCCAAAAUUUCCCUGAAAUUGUAAAGUUCCCUAUUGAUUGCAUGCCUGAACAGAUGAGAGUAUCAGUCUACUCUUGGGCUACCGUGCACAUAUAUGAGCUGUGGCUUGUGUAGAUUGUGGGAUGAUCCACACUUUAUUUCCUAAAGAACCUGAAUCUCCACUGACUAACCACAUGGAUAAGUAAAUUUCUCUUGAAUCCAGGGGUGCUAUUUCUGAUGUUCAAUCAUCUCUUUACUCCAAUUUUUCCACCUCACCCUAAUUUCUCAUGAAGAUCCAAAACUGACGUGGCUAAUAUUUUUGUUCUUGGUUGACAAUCUCAAGAUAUCUUCUAGAGUGUGCAGUGUUUCUGCCUAUAUUAGUGGUUGGAUGUGUGAUGGUAAAUGAAACUAUUACAACUAGUUAAAUGUUGAGUUGAUUUAAAGACCCUAAAGUGGCAUUUCUGUCUUGUUCCAUACCUUGACUUUGAGAGCUAAAGUUUUCAAAUUGAAGGUCAGCAAUGAUCUACCUAUGAUCUUCAUCAAAUCAAUUAAAUUACAAACCAGGUGACUGGUUCACUGGGCAAGUUGAGUUUGUAAACUAUAUUUGUGAUAUGAGAAAUGUGCUGAAGAAUCCAAAACUGCAGGCAGGGUAAGUGCAUUGAAGAAUGUGACAGUGUAUCAGUCACUGGGACAUCACGCUGAACACUUUUUUUUUUCUCCCCCCCCACCCACCCACCCAGUCUCCAGCCUCUUGCACCAUCGAAUCGAUGCUAACUUUAGCUCUGGGUCAUUGAGCCAUUAAUUUUUUUUUUACAACCUGUAGAUGUUUGUUUGGACAAUGUUGUGCAAGUUGGUAGAACUUUCUCUGUGCUGCUAAAACCCAUCUAAGGUUUAACCACGUUAAUAGUACAAGCUCUUCUGAGUGACCCUUUGCUUUGCAGUCUGUUGAAGGGGUAUGUUUAGUCAUAUGCCAUUGGUUACUGUGAUUGCAUUUUAAUCUCAUCAGCCUCAUGAGUUUAGAUUUAUUAUUAAAUAUGUGGGUUUGAGAUGAUUAAGGUGAAAAGCAUUUCUAAAUGCUUAAACUGCUUUACAAUUUGCAUGUGAGUUGAAAACCAGGCAGAACUUAGCAGCCCUCUAUGGAUCUUGUUUCCUAAACAUUUUGGUUUGAGUGUGCGGGUGUGCAUGUUUAUAGUGUUAAAUAAGCUUGUCCUUUUCAAUGUACAUGUAGGCAAAUGUACUGCACAACUUGUUUGAGUUCACUUAUUUAUCAUUGGUGUAAAAUUUAGCUUGAUUUAUUUGAUAUCUGGAGGAUGUGCAUUGAGCAGGGGAAGUGGAAAUGAGAAAGUAAAGGUGCUUUAUUCCUUUCCAAUGGUGACCUGUCUUUCCAAGAAGUUAUUAUCAUUUACUGUUAAGUUAUGGGAUAUUGGUAGCCAAUGAACAGUUGGGUUCUGCUGAACGUGAAGCUCCAAUGUGAAAAUAUCCACUUCUGGUUGAAUUUUGUUUCUGCUCUGUUUUGCCCUGCCCCUCACAAGAGACUAGUUGAUAAUUGCUCCUGCAGUUAGUUUGUUGGGUGAGAGGAUUCUUUCGCUGUUUUGCCCCUUCUCAGUCAGCCAGAACAGGAGAAGCCUCUUACCUUGGAGCGGAAGAGAGGAGCAUGAAUAUUUCUUUUCACUGAGCUUUCAUAUUAUGCGUGCUGCUGUGAUCGAAAUGCUGAACCAUUCUCCUCGCCUGUCCUCCCACCAGAAUCACAAUGAGGGUGGGAGAGGGCAGCAUGAGGGGAGAACGAAUUGGCUUUAAGACUGUGACCAUUGUAGAGCAGCCUGAAACAUUUAAUACAGUAGACCUCUGUGAGAGGUUAUACCUGAGCACUACACUGGGGAGGUAAAUAAAAGGUUGUAAAACUAUUUAUUUACAAGCGAUCAAGAGGAUGGAAGUAAUACUUUUAACAUCUGAAGUGAUUCGAGGGCAGACUCAGAGCUGAGAUCUGGUUUUUAAAUCACUGAUAAAGCAUUUGGAAUGUAGUUCACCUCCUAGAGAGGUCCCUGUGUGGAAUCUAGGGGUCUACUCACUUCUUGAAAACUGAAUUGCCAUUUGCAGCAGAGUCUGAUGGUAAAGGGCGGUGCAAUGAUAUAUAUUGUUAUUUAUGAUAAUCUGAUUAUUUAUUUUUAUUGGGGACUGACUGUUACUGCUUCUCUCUGUUGAUCAACUCAGUAAUGCUCCUGCCACUCUUUCACAAUCUCUCAUUGAAGUCCUCAUUUUUCGCUUGGCCCGAGCUGAUAAUAUCAGCCACGCUGUGGCCUGACAGGAUCACAAGACAUAAAAGCAGAAUAAUUCUUGCCUCCUCACCGUAAUAGCAUAAUAGUAGUCACGAUGCUUUCUCUUCUGGAGGUCUUCGCUGGUAUUGUCACCCCUUGAUGAGGUCUUGAGGAGCUGUACAGCUCAGAGCAGUUUAUUAUUUAGUGUGGUUACUUUCUGUGAAGGGGUUUGUCUGCUUUCAACCUCCCACCACCACACCCCCGUCCCCGAGAGAUGGGGUGAUCACAUUUCUUGUAGAGCAAAUACACCACAAGAGCUUUGAACAUUAAUACCUUAGAGCUAGUGGCCAGGAGAGCCAUCUGCCGAAUGAUAAAUGAGGGAAGCCGUGUGUUUCUUUGAAUCUGAUCUCUUACACAGUAAUGCUCUGCUUUGGUCAGUCACAUUGAAAGAUAGUGUGCCAAUUGCCUCCUUUACAACAUAUAAAUUUAAGAGUCCUUGUUGAAACUGAAACUAUUUGAGUUGUAAGGCAAGCAUUCAUUUCUAUUCUAUUUUUAUGAUGUAUUCUAACCUAUACUGUACAACCAAUGCCAAUUUUGUCACCUUGGAUGUUUCAUAAGCUUGGCAUAAAUAGUGUUAAUAUAACAGUGGAUAUCAUGUUUCUCCUUUAUCAGUGGUUUGAGUAAGUGGAUGCAACACUGUGUUAAUGCUAAUUUAAAAACUCCAUUGUGUAUGUAUCUUAAGGACUGUUAAAAUGAAGUGUGUGUAGGUUUGAUAUUCAUUAACAUUUGAAAUGUACCCUGCAGACAAACAGAGAGACACUGCAGCUUUAAUGGGGGGACACUCAAAAAAUUUUUGUUUAUUCAACCUUUUAAUACGUGGAACAAUCAAGCUGUAUUUUUUUUCAAAGAAAAGAUUUCUUGAGCCUUGCAUGGAUUGUGAGACCUGUCAUUACUAACCUGUUGAAGUUGAUAUUUCAAAGAGAAACAUCGCAUUUGAUGGGCUAUUUAUUUGAGUUCAAACUUACGUCCCAUGUUCAAGGCUGAGAAUUUGGGCUCAUAGAGGCUACACUGUAAUAGAUGCUCAUGACUUCUUUUAGUGUCUAUAUAUCAACCUUUCAUUCUGUGAUCCUCUGCACUGCUGUAGGAGGUCAGUUAGCUCAGUUGGCUGGACAGCUGGUUUGCAAAGUGGAGUGAUACCAACAGUGCGGGUUCAUUGCCUGCACUGGCUCAGGGGACCAUCAAAGUCUACCUUUUCAUCCUGAGGUGUGGUGACUCUCAGAUUAAACUCACAUGAGCUGCCUCAAUGUCUAAUGAGUAAGCAGCUGUUUGAUCCUCAGGACCAAUGGUGACUUCCCCCCUUUUUUAACCUGCACUAUUAAUUUAAAUGUGGAAAAAAACUGAAUUUAUAUUUGUUCAACAAGACAAGUGAAUAUUUUCUUGCUUUGUCUUUUUACCGCUGUACCUCUGUGUCAUUUUAACUUCAGGCCCUUUAAUUAUUACUUCUUUGUGCAAAAUGUUUUGGCUACUUAUAAAGACAUUUUCUUGUAAACAGUGGCUUUCUUUACAGCCCAACUUCACUGCAACCACUCCACCCACCUACCCCCAACUCCUGCCAAAAAUAUGCAAUUGAAAACAUAACCUCUGUCAGUAUGUACAAGGACAAAGUAGUCAUGAAUUUGAAUUGUACAAUUUGAACAGAUUCCCGUCUUUUGAUGGCCUUGUUCCCCAUGGCAGAUUAGUAUUGAGUCAAGUGUAUUGAGGGAAAUUGACUGUUGAAUCUUUUCCUCGUCAAACCCAGAUUAUGAUUUGAGAAGUGUACUUUUAUCAUUUAUGCAUACUCCUGUACAAUGCAGCAGUGAUUAAUUGUAUGUUGGAUUUUCUGAUACGCUUUUUCUGUAUAAUUGCCCUUGUGCUUGUUGAUUUUUGAAUUGCAACCAGAACACUAGUCAUAUGCUACUUGAAUGUGCCACUAUUCUUCAGUCAGUCUGAUCUUUCCGUGUAUGUGGUUAAUUUGACAGCUUCUGCUGUCUGGUGAAACAAAGGAUAGGCAGCUCUUGGCAGUUUUGAACAAUUCGCCGCUAGAACUGGGCAUAUUUAAAUUGCGCAGUUGCCUGAUGCAGGAGGGCUAAUCAAAUUCAUUCAUUGAGUCAAAAGUAACUUUCUAAUUGCAUUACCACAAUAUGAAGAAGUUCUGCAGUCCUCUGUCUUUUUUGGUAGUAGAUCUAAAAUGUCAUUGAUUGCUCAUGGUUGAGUCCUCAGCCUGACUUUGUAUUUAACUUUUAAACUUGUAUUCAACUAUUUUGUCAACUUUACAGUUGUUGGCAUUGGGUAUAAUCCUUGUUGAUCACCAUAGAAAUACCACUUGUCAACCAUGUCAUCAGGUACUAUGUCAGAAUGUUUUAAAAAGUGAAGAUCAAGUCUUGAAAUGUAAGCAAACCAAAAAAAAAGGCAGCCAUGGGUUUUUUUUUUUGAGCAUUCCCCUUCGAGUAUGUUCUGCUGGUGUCUAAGACAUUGUCAAUGUUUAAGCUGUGUUCUGGAUGUACUAUUUACCUCUGUAUACUCAAAGGGAUGAGCAUGCAAUAUGCGAAUAUACUGUUUGGACUUGUAUGCAAAUAACUUUAGCUUGAAGUUGAUAUUGAAAUGAGAUAUCAUUUGAGUGCCUGUUUAUGACUUGAAGGUACAAUGGGCUUGCUGUGACUUGCAGGAUAUGUUGGAAAGGACUGCAGCAUAGUGAACUAUGAACCAGCUCACCUGUCCCCAGUCCCAUCUUGUUUUAUAUUGACAAAAGGAAAUCUUUUUGUGAUGAUAAACAAAAUAGAACUUCUGGUAAGGAGUUUCAAAGACACAUCCUACAAUGUUCAGCUACUUCUUUAUGUUAAAACAGGCACAUAAUUCUGCAUGAUGCUAAUCAACCAAAGCCCAAAGUUUUAUGUAGAUGGCUGGAAAUUUCAAAAACAGAACCAAUACCUUGUCCGUCAUUAACAAUUCCCCACAUCAUCUGUGUAGGAAAACAAUGAUCAAUUGGAUUUAUGAAAUUCCCUUUGUUUUGGCAGUCAAUUCAAAUCAAUUAAAACAUGUUGUCCAAUUUAUUUUUAAAAAGUGUCCCUUGAAUAUGUAAGGUAUUAAAAAAUAAUUUUUAUGUUUUAGAAAGAGAGUUUGGCGUCUCACACCUCAGAGUAAACUAAAAUUAAAGAUGCUCAGGAAACCUACUAUUUUAAAAAUAAAAAUCAGCAAUUCCUAUAUUUUUCUACAGCACUUAGCUGCUUUAUAUCUGAGCCAGAGUACAAACCUUUGCUAAGAUUCAGCAUUCUGUUUGUGAAGACGUCGUCUGAGACAACCUUGCAUCCAGUUUGCCCUCUUUUGUAAUGGGGUUUAUUCUGAAGAGGAAAUUAGAGAUUUCCUCAGGUUGACAACAAGUGAAAGGGGAGAAAUGAAAUGUGCUGACCAGAUUUUUCCAUGGGUCAUACAUAGUAGGUUCACAGUCCAACUUGUAGACAUGUUGAACUGUCUGUCCAGGUGAGUGAUCUUCUAGAUCUUAAUCCAACCUUUGCUACAAUGCCCAUCCUAGCUAUUGGUAGAGAUCUUUAAAAGUACAUUUAAUGUAUCUUUUACCCUCCUUAAAUAAUAGGAAUAUGUGCCAAGUGGUAGCAAGGUAUUCCAGCUGAUCAUUGACUUCAUUCACCAAGUGCAGCACCUCUGGUUUCAGUUUGAAAAGAGAAAGGCACUUCCUAUACAAAUAUUGCCAGAGACAGUGUACGGUAGUUUUCUGAUGAAUUGCUUUUCUAUUGUUAAGAUAAAAUACCACUUGAGUUCAUCUGUAAGUUUAGACCAACUGUUCUCUUAACUGCAGGCAGUUUGAACAAGAGGACACAUUGACCUGGAAUUUUCCUGGAGUGUUUCCCCAUCGCUGUAACAUAAGAAUAGUAUUGUGAUGACUUUUCUUGAGUAGAUUUGUGUGGAAUUGUUUUCCAUGGGUUGUACGCUGGAGUAGUGGUGCAGCGAAUUUCCUCGACCAUUAGCAGCGCUCCUAAGAUCUGUCCAGAGAAGCUGUCACUCAAUGAGAAAACAUGUCUUUCUAUACGAAAGGUCAGUAAAGAUGAGUUCCCAAAACAUAUGUGUUAGCACAAAUCUAGGCAAAAAAUGUAUGCUUGAACCAUCAGUCACCUGACACAGCUUUUUGUGGUUUUCUCCACUUUUAUUAUUGAACUACUAAUUACUGAGAUAUGGACAACAUUUGACCAACAUACUUCCAGUUUCAGUGUAUCAAAAUUGUUUGGAAAGCCCCAACUUUUCACCAAGCCUUCAGAGGACUGAAUGGUUUUACCAAUGGGCAUAUGUCUAAUAAUACAAAAACAUGAGUAAUUGUGACAGGAGGCUGGGAAAGUGACACUCGCUGGCAGAAUUCAGCUCCCACUCGCUGUUACCCCCACCAAUGCUGUUACCUUGCACUUGUUCCUGCUGGUUUUUGCAUUGCUGCCUGGAUGAUCAAACCCAGCAGGAAAUUUGCAUCGGAUUCCAUCAGCAAGGUAGGAACAGAAACCAGCAAAAAAAAAUGUGAACCUCCAUAUCGGUGUGAUUCAGGAAAUUUCCAGGCCAUUAUGAUGCAAUCUGUGAGCGAAUUACGCAUUAACAAGAACUGUGUCAACAGUGAAGUGUAUUUCCCAAAAACCUGCAUUAACUUAAUCAACACAACCCAGGUUAAAUCAAAAAUAUAGAGGAAUUUAAAGCAUUUGUUAUGUCAAACAUAAGUUAAAUUGCUAUGAUCCUUAACAUUGACUCAAAGUUGGUCUUGCCUGCAAAACUGAGUUAUGUCCUUAGACUGAAAUAACGAGGAUAAUGAACGUUUGCUGAUUUGAAGCAUUUCAAAGAAAGUCUUAAAUUCAGCUAAUUUUCUUCAGAAUGGUUUUGCAUGUUAAUAGCAUUUAACUUAUUAAAAAUUCAGUGUAUGCCAGCAAAACUAGCAAAUGGUUCAGUAUAGUUUGUUUAGUCAUUUUUAGUGACGUGAAUUGGGCAACUCGGGAUUAAAAACUCAGUGGAAAAAUUCAUAAUUUUUCUGGUAAGCCUUUUUUCAGCUGUAGUUGUAAAAGUGGACCAGAUCACCCUCUCAUCAACGUUUCUUCUAAUUUUGGAAAACAUUGUCUGUUUUGUUCUAUUAGACUAAUUGAUUGCUGUGGUUGACAGAAGAUAUUGUCUUUGAGAGAAUGCAAAUAGAUGUCAGAGGAGACAUGAACUGCAACUCAGCCAGUGCAAUCUGUUCCCAAAGCUGAAUCUUGACCCUCUAGUCUUUGCAAAAUCACCUAAAAGUAAUGAACACUAAACAAAAUCUGCUUUAAAACUGCCAGAAGAUGGUGCUGCAAGAGCAAAAAGAGUCUUGCCGUUUAAAUCGUUGUCCAUGGAGUUCAUUAGACCUGUUCUUUUCCUAAAUACCUUUUGUAAACCUCCGUACUCUGCUUUAUACAUUAGCACAGACUGAAAUUGUGAAGUUCUGUGUUUGGGAGCGAUGACCAGUGAAAACACCUGCACAAAAUAAUUUCAAAGACCUUCAGUAAAAUAAAUGGCAAUUUGAUAAAAUAUGUUUUUAUAUGGUCAGCCAAAAACCUUCUGAGAAACUUAAUAGAUUAAUAAAAGCAAAAGAUAGUAUCAAGAAAUUAAAUUAGUCUGCUUAACUUAUUGUUCAAUAAUAAUAAAAAAAACAAGGUCUGAAAUUUCCCUUCAAGAUGACUUAUUUGAAAUGGAAUUUCCUAAAAGUGAUGGUAGGACUGUUAAUAGUCCAUUACUGAGAAUCUUUUUAAAAGGUCAUAAUUUUUCUGGUGUUUUGUAAGUCAAUUUUGAGAUCAGCACAGAUGUACGUUUCUCAAUGACCUUUCCAGUACUUAAAUAGGCAAUGAAAUGAUUACUUCUUGCAAUCUGAAAAUCGACAGAGCCUUCUCUUAGUCUACUCAUCCUGAUGUGAUGCUGGUUUCUAACCUUUUACCCAGGCUCACUAUGCUGCAAGUUUCUACUCAUUGACCUUUGAGCAGCUGCCCAAGACCCUGCUCAGUGGCUGUUUGUUCAUCAUAUCCUACUGUUGCUGUAAGAUGUUUGUAAAGAAUUAUUACUGAUUUUAGAAAACAAAUAUAUAUUCAGGUUGCUCACUCUAAUUGUGUGCAAUUAUACUGAUUUAACUCAAUAAAGAGGUAUUUUUCCACAAUGCACCAUCAUGUUGGAUU